CUGCAUCAAUUAAGCAUGCUUUACUACCAGUUACUUUGUAUGUAAAUACUUUGUGUUAGUUAUACCACUAUCAGUUACGCAGUGUAAUGUCGGAAUACUGCUUUACUAUGAAUUUAAACAUCUGCAAACAAAACGUAAACCGCGCACGGCACGCAGCUGGUUUCUCCUCUUCCUCUCCUGAGAGGAAAUGUGAUACAGAAUUUUUUUUUUUUUUAAAGCGCGUUCUCUGUAGUCAUGGCGACCACUUUGUCAAUUAAUUCGUAAAAUAUAUAUAGACACCAUAAAGUACUUUUAAUUCUAGCCGUUCUAGUUUUAUUAGGAGUGUUUUAUAGUUUAUUUUGAAUAAAACUUUAUUUUUAUUUUUUUUUAAAAAGGGGGCGAGGUGUAUGUGGCGCGAAGUACAAAUACCAAUUCAGUUGAUUUGGCGGGUGCUAACUAGAAGGGAGUGCAGGGUACACAGGCCAGAAUUAAACACUGGUAAUUAAUUUAUCUGAAUUAAGGCUUCAUUUCUGUUUUAAAUGCCCUGCUCUCGAGUAACAGAAAUUACCGGCACCUCGCCUGCAAAAAGGCUGAAGGGAAUGCAUCCUGAGGGGACAAUGCUGUUGAAAUUUGCCAGACUUUCUGAGCAUGCUACCUCUCCAACAAGAGGGUCUACAAAAGCGGCAGGCUAUGAUUUGUACAGUGCUUACGACUAUGUAAUUCCCGCUCUGGAUAAAGCCAUCGUGAAAACUGACAUUCAGAUCGCUCUCCCUUCUGGUUACUACGGAAGAGUAGCUCCAAGGUCUGGAUUAGCAGCAAAAUAUUUUAUAGACGUUGGAGCUGGUGUUGUUGAUGAAGAUUACAGAGGAAAUGUUGGUGUUGUGCUCUUCAACUUCAGUAAAGAAAGUUUUGAAGUUAAAAAGGGUGACAGAGUAGCACAACUAAUAUGUGAAAAGAUUUGCUACCCAGAGCUUCAUGGAAUGUGAGGCAAGUUGUAUUUAUGUAUUUCAAUGUGUGCUGU
Messenger RNA from Polyodon spathula (Mississippi paddlefish), 1000 nucleotides. RefSeq names its product deoxyuridine 5'-triphosphate nucleotidohydrolase, mitochondrial-like. Gene Ontology annotation, molecular function: dUTP diphosphatase activity; magnesium ion binding. Gene Ontology annotation, biological process: dUTP catabolic process; dUMP biosynthetic process. The record is from RefSeq and is a predicted model, not a curated record. Bases 519 to 965 code for a protein of 148 amino acids. NCBI's taxonomy places the organism in Eukaryota, Metazoa, Chordata, Actinopteri, Acipenseriformes, Polyodontidae. The transcript is spliced from 5 exons.